Eleginops maclovinus (Patagonian blennie) is the source of this 3722-nucleotide messenger RNA. RefSeq names its product keratin-associated protein 16-1-like. The record is from RefSeq and is a predicted model, not a curated record. Bases 1 to 2967 code for a protein of 988 amino acids. The transcript has 5 exons. Lineage: Eukaryota; Metazoa; Chordata; Actinopteri; Perciformes; Eleginopidae.
AUGAUGCCAAGCAACUGCAGCUGCCACAACAGCAACUCCGACAACUAUAGUACCCACAACUGCAACUCCCACAACUACAACCCCCACGGUUGUAGCUCCUACAACCGCAGCUCCCACUACUGCAGCUCCCACUACUGCAGCACCGACUACUAUAGGACCACCAACUACAAGUCCAACAACGGCAGCCCCCACAACGGCAGCCCCCACUACUGUAGCCCCCACUACUGCAGCUCCUGUGACUGCAGCUCCCACUACUGCAGCUACCGCAACUGCAGCCCCUACGACUGCACCCCCUACGACUGCAGCCCCCACAACUUCAGCCCUCACAACUGCAGCCCCUACAACUGCGCCCCCCACAACUGCAGCCCCUACAACUGCAGCCCCCAAUACUGCAGCCCCCACAACUGCAGCCCCUACGACUGCACCCCCCACGACUGUGGUCCCUACGACUGCAGCCCCUACAACUAUAACACCACCAACUGCGAGUCCAACAACGGCAGCCCCCACAACGGCAGCCCCCACAACUGCACCCCCUACAACGGCAGCCCCUACAAUUGCGCCCCUCACAACUGCAGCCCCUACAACUGCACCUCCUACAACUGCAGCCCCUGCAACUGCACCCCCCACAACUGCAGCCCCUACGACUGCACCCCCCACAACUGCAGCCCCCACAACUGCAGCCCCUACAACUGCGCCCCUCACAACUGCAGCCCCUACAACUGCACCUCCUACAACUGCAGCCCCUACAACUGCACCCCCCACUACUACACCCCCCACAACUGCAGCCCCUACGACUGCACCCCCUACGACUGCACCCCCUACAACUGCAGCCCCUACAACUGCAGCCGCCACAACUGCAGCCCUCACAACUGCAGCCCCUACAACUGCACCCCCCACUACUGCAGCCCCUACGACUGCACCCCCCACAACUGCAUCCCCUACAACCGCAGCCGCCACAACUGCAGCCCCCACAACUGCACCCCCUACAAUUGCACCUCCUACAACUGCAACCCCUACAACUGCACCUCCUACAACUGCACCUCCUACAACUGCAGCCCCUACAACUGCAGCCCCCACAACCGCACCUCCUACAACUGCAGCCCCUACAACUGCAGCCCCUACGACUGCACCCCCCACAACUGCAGCCCCUACAACUGCAGCCCUUACGACUGCACCCCCCACAACUGCAGUCCCUACAACCGCAGCCGCCACAACUGCAGCCCUCACAACUGCAGCCCCUACAACUGCACCCCACACUACUGCAGCCCCUACGACUGCACCCCCCACAACUGCAGUCCCUACAACCGCAGCCGCCACAACUGCAGCCCUCACAACUGCAGCCCCUACAACUGCAGCCCCCACUACUGCUGCCCCUACAACUGUAGCCCCCACAACUGCAGUCCCUACAACCGCAGCCGCCACAACUGCAGCCCUCACAACUGCAGCCCCUACGACUGCACCCCCCACAACUGCAGCCCCUACAAGUGCAGCCCCCAAUACUGCAGCCCCCACAACUGCAGCACCUACGACUGCACCCCCCACAACUGCAGCCCCCACAACUGCACCCCCUACAACUGCAGCCCCCACAACUGCAGCCCCUACAACUGCGCCCCUCACAACUGCAGCCCCUACAACUGCACCUCCUACAACUGCAGCCCCUACAACUGCACCCCCCACUACUACACCCCCCACAACUGCAGCCCCUACGACUGCACCCCCCACAACUGCAGCCCCUACAACUGCAGCCGCCACAACUGCAGCCCUCACAACCGCAGCCCCUACAACUGCACCCCCCACUACUGCAGCCCCUACGACUGCACCCCCCACAACUGCAGCCCCUACAACCGCAGCCGCCACAACUGCAGCCCCCACAACUGCACCCCCUACAAUUGCACCUCCUACAACUGCAGCCCCUACAACUGCACCUCCUACAACUGCACCUCCUACAACUGCAGCCCCUACAACUGCACCUCCUACAACUGCAGCCCCUACAACUGCAGCCCCUACGACUGCACCCCCCACAACUGCAGCCCCUACAACUGCAGCCCCUACGACUGCACCCCCCACAACUGCAGUCCCUACAACCGCAGCCGCCACAACUGCAGCCCUCACAACUGCAGCCCCUACAACUGCACCCCACACUACUGCAGCCCCUACGACUGCACCCCCCACAACUGCAGUCCCUACAACCGCAGCCGCCACAACUGCAGCCCUCACAACUGCAGCCCCUACAACUGCAGCCCCCACUACUGCUGCCCCUACAACUGUAGCCCCCACAACUGCAGUCCCUACAACCGCAGCCGCCACAACUACACCCCCCACUACUGCAGCUCCGACAACUACAGCCCCCACUACUGCUGCCCCCACAACUGUACCCCCCACAACUACAGCCCCCACAACUGCAGCCCCCACUACUGCAGCUCCUACAACAGCAGCCCCCACUACUGUAGCCCCCACUACUGCAGCUCCUACGACUGCAUCUCCCACAACUGCACCCCCCACAACUACACCCCCCACUACUGUAGCCCCCACUACUGCAGCUGCUACGACUGCAUCUCCCACAACUGCACCCCCCACAACUACACCCCCCACUACUGUAGCCCCCACUACUGCAGCCCUUACAACUGCACCCCCCACAACUGCAGCCCCCACAACUGCACCCCCCACAACUGCAGCCCUCACGACUGCACCCCCCACAACUGCAGCCCCUACAACUGCACCCCCCACAACUGCAGCCCCCACAAAUGCAACCCCUACAACUGCAGCCCCUACAACUGCACCCCCCACAGCUGCAGCCCCCACAAAUGCAACCCCUACAAAUGCAAUCGCUACAACUGCACCCCCCACGACUGCAGCUCCCACAAAUGCAGCCCCCACAACGCCAGAAGAUCCCAGGGUUUUGUCACUGGCAUACCUACAGAUGAGGAUAACUACUGUUGGGGAGGUCAGCAAUGGAACUAUUGUUGAAAUUGUUAAACAGUUAUUUUUAGAACGGCUCCCGAGUGGAACAGCCCACACAGUUACCGUGACAAACCUCCAACGGGUUCAAGUGUCCCCCUAAAAGCUUCAUGUAGAUUUAUAACGACAGAACUGAACCAUUUCAUCACAUCAGGAAAGAGUCUUUGAUUUGUUUGUAGUGUUUUCAGCUUGUGCAAAACAUAUGAAUUUUCAUUGUACUCCAAUAUGUUGUUCAAAAUCAACAGAAGUACCUGGGUUAAUCUAAAUUCCAAGAGACGGUGUGACGUCAAAGGCUUCGAUUUUAGGCUCACAACCCCCUCUUAUGUUUGUAUAUGAUCUUUUUUGUCAAAGUAAAUCUGAUUAAAAAACUAUUUUAUCUCUCUCUAUACCUCAAUAACCAUUUUCACUUUUAACCAAACAAUAUGCUUGUGUGUGAGUAAUUUCCUGGAAUAUGAAAGGUGAGAUAGUGUAUUAGGCUCAAGUGUCACAUAAAUUGCACAGUACAAUAGAAACUGAAACCAGCCAUCUGAAUUGUCAAAGACGUUUUAAGAGGUGUUAAUAAAUUCUCAUGCCCUGAAAUUAAAGGAGCACCUGCCAUGUUGACAAGGCUGGUAACCACGAGACUAAACCAGUUUAAAAAUAUUAUGACUCCUCCUUUUAACCAUGCACACAUAGCCCUGUAACAGUGUUUGACAAUUAUGCACCAAAUGAAUGGCCUGUUGAACAGAAGUUACAAAAUGUAAUAAAAUGUUAUUUUUAUUGAA